AAAAAAAAAAAAAAAACGUUCUGUUGAAAACCGAGACGAGGAGCGAAACGCAGGGUAGAAACUCACCGGCUCCGGGGCCAGCGUCUGCAACAAAGCCUCCCAGAAAAGUGAAUGAGAGAGCCGAUAUCCACCUCCAGCCAACCGAGUGAACAGACUCUGCGUUUUCCAGCCAGUGUGCCGCAGACAAGAAGCGCAGAUGGACACCAGAACCCCCACUGAAGAGAAACCUGUCCAGCGAUCAAAGUCCUUCAGCUUUAAGACUCAAAAGGAAGUCUGUUCAUCAUGUGAGAAAACGGUAUACCCAAUGGAGAGAUUGGUUGCCAACAACCAGGUCUUCCAUUCAGCAUGCUUCUGCUGCAAGCACUGCAACGCCAAACUCAGCCUUGGCACAUUUGCAGCUCUUCAAGGUGAAUUUUACUGCAAACCCCACUUCCAACAGCUGUUCAAAAGCAAAGGCAACUACGACGAGGGCUUUGGACGCAAACAGCACAAAGAGCUCUGGGCCUCCAAGGAUACAGACAAUAUAACAAAGACAGCAUAAUCAUGUCUCCCUGUGUCCCAUCCCAGCCUUGCCUCUUCCUUUGCUUCCUCCUAACACCUCCAAUACAUCACAAUGAGCACAUGCCUCAUAUGCUGGGGCUCACUCACACGCUCACUCGCUUUUUAAAUGCCAUCAGAACAGAUACAUGCACAAACAGUUCGGAAAUGACUGGCCAGUCUUAAUCCAUACCACUUAAAAAUUCAUUUUAGGGAUAUUUUGGGUUUGAUUUUAUUGAUAAUCUGUAUUUUUUUUUACUUUAUUUUCCAAUUUCCUGUUUGGAAUUGGUAGUUGAUUGUGACCAAAAAUCUUCUCUGGUAUGGGGAGUAAAAUAAUAAUUUCUUUUAUUUUCUUCUUCUUUUUUUUUUUUUUUUGUUUUUAAUAAUUUGCACCCGUUCUUUUUGGAAAACUGUAUGCUCAGGCGAACAUAUCAGAGGGGUUACAGUGCAUCCAUGUUUUGCAGUAGAGCAUACACUCAGGUCAAUUUUCACCCAAGGAUUCUUAAAAAUAUUGCAUAUUUCCUCAUUUUAGCAAAACACAAAUCAAAAUAAUAGUCCUCAGUAUUGUGACUUUGCUGUCAGAGACACUUUUGUCAGGUUUCAGAUAUUUGAGGAACAAACAGGGUACAGAGUACUGUAAAAUAACCGCGCACAUCAGCAACAGCUCACCUCCGUGUUUUUAAUUUUAGUUUUAUUAUUGUUCGCAUCAUCCCAUGGUUUGUUCUUGUUUUAACGACCAGUUCGAGUCUUAUCGUUGCAUGUUGGUAUGACUGGGUCUUAAUAGCCUUAUCUUACGACUUUAUCGACCUUUUGUGUUGUGAAUGAUUUUAUUUGUCUCAUUGAUGCAUAGCAGUUCACUUUUUAACGUUUUUAGAGGCACUUGAGUUUGGAUUCGAUUGAUGUCAUUGCAUAAGUUGAUCCUCUCUGAGCUUUUAUGGUUGAAAUUUUAAUGGAAUUCUCAAAUUGUGUUUUGUAUACUAUCUGUACAUAGAGCUGUAGUUUGUGACUAGUGAACAUUCCCCAUCAUACUGUGCUCUCGUCUUGCACACGCAACCACACAUGAUCACCAGACAAGAUGUUGAUAAUAACAGGGAAACCGAGGCCUCGUCCGUAAACACCCGUCACUACAUCGUAGGAAACAUUUUAAGAAGAGCUGUAAAAAUGUGGUUAAAUGGAUUACUUCAGUUACAGUUCUGUGCCACAGAUGAGAAUGUUGAUGGACAGAGCUUAAGCCUUGCAGGAAACCACACACUUUUGUUCCAUCGUCACUUCUCUCUUGUCAGUUCUUGGCGUCUUGUGAUGACCCCCCCCACCCCCGCUGUAUUUGAGUGUGUUCUUAUAACUUGCUACUUUUGAUGGGGACAUAGAUCCAAUCCAAACAUAGUGUCUUGAACAUCAGUUGUUAUUCGUUGCCCCCCCCGGUCCCACCUAGUAAGCGUGGGCAGGUUUCCUUUUUAAAUGAAUGCCUUCCUGUUCUCAUCUCAUGUCUUAUUAGCUAAAUACAUCUUAGCACCUGGACCUAUUUCUUAAUAUGGAAUUUACAGUAGGUGGAUGGGAAGUUUGUCACAGUGUUGGUCCCCUGAUGUGCUCCUGCAUGCUCCAUGCAAAACCCAAUGCAGAGCACCCUCUGCUGGGGAAAGUGUGACAGUAGUGUUGAGUGUGAGAGGAAAAAACAUAACUUUGCCCAAGAACUUCUCAACAUAGCCUUUAUUUGAAGUUUUUUUUUUUUUUUUUUUAAUACGUUGCCUCAGUCUGCAGUGCAGCUGCUGCACUCCAGCCACUUUUGAUCUUAUUUAAUCGCAGCACCUAAGAUAAACGAAUCCAGUUAGACAAGAUUUCCACAACUUUAUUUCAUUCUACACAAAGAAUGAGUCAGAAGCCAUUCAAAUAUCUAAUUUUAGAAAAUGUCUGAAUACCACUGAGACUUGACUGACACUUGAAUGACACAAAGUACUUUUUGUGACUGAAGGUUUACUGUGAAUUUAAGCAUGCUGUGCAGAAUAGAAAGCUGAACUUAAGAUGGAUAUUUGCUACUUUUUUUUUUUUAAAGAGAAGCCUUAGAAAUAAAUAGCUGAUCUUAUUGCUUUUUCAAACCAGACCUUUUGAGUGCACAGUUCUUUACAAAGAAAUCUCCUGAUCAUGCCUUUUCAGAAACAGACCUGCUUACUCUUGAGUCCCACUUUUUAUCAUUGAAUUACUUCACUCAACCAGCAGCCAUUUUUUUCUCUAUCUAACCACUUUUUAGCCACGUGUAAUGUACAAUAAUUCAAGUUCUACUGUGUGUGUGACAAUGUAUAUUUUAUAUUUCAUUUUUGUCAUUUUAAAAUGGUCCUCUGGAUCCCUGAGAAUGCUUUAAGAUCAAGAGUAUUGUAUCUAGAAAUGCUGUUUUGUCAUUCUCCGUUAGCAGUUCGCCAAGGUACAGCUGCAAAAUCUGUGAAUUGCAACUUCUAAGUGUAACAGAGCAGACAAGGUACACUUUACACUGGUGCCAAGAGGCUCAGGUGAAUGAUUGCAGUGUAACGUGGUAAAUGUUAAAUCUGUGAGUCAUUUCAUUUUUGUGCUAAACUUGAUGUGGACUUACUUUUCAAUGCUGUUGUCAUGGAGACAUUUUAAAUGUAUGCAUCUUUGAAAAAUGUAUUCUGUAUUACAGACUUGACCUGUGGAUUGAGGUGGCCUUACAGCAAAAGGACGCUUGGACUGUGUUGGCAGUCUUUCUCCUCUGUUCUCCCUUCUCUCUAUUGCUUAGCUGUGGUAUGAACAUUUUAAAAAAUGUAAGCGCCCCCUUUCUGCGCAAAUAUACACAAUCAUUUUGUGCAUUUUCUUUCUUUUAUUUUUGUUUUUUACAUGCUUUUGGAGAAAAAAAAAAUAAAAUGCUGGUGUUGAUUGAA
This is a messenger RNA of Toxotes jaculatrix (banded archerfish), 3425 nucleotides long. It is a transcript of the gene limd2, whose product is annotated as LIM domain containing 2. Gene Ontology annotation, molecular function: actin filament binding. The record is from RefSeq and is a predicted model, not a curated record. Gene Ontology annotation, biological process: actin filament bundle assembly. Lineage: Eukaryota; Metazoa; Chordata; Actinopteri; Toxotidae. Gene Ontology annotation, cellular component: plasma membrane; actin cytoskeleton. The transcript is spliced from 4 exons. The coding region runs from base 197 to 541 and encodes 114 amino acids.